Messenger RNA from Diaporthe batatas, 2862 nucleotides. RefSeq lists its product as uncharacterized. The record is from RefSeq and is a predicted model, not a curated record. Gene Ontology annotation, cellular component: fungal-type vacuole membrane. Gene Ontology annotation, molecular function: basic amino acid transmembrane transporter activity. Gene Ontology annotation, biological process: basic amino acid transport; transmembrane transport. The coding region runs from base 161 to 1858 and encodes 565 amino acids. Lineage: Eukaryota; Fungi; Ascomycota; Sordariomycetes; Diaporthales; Diaporthaceae. The transcript has 2 exons.
AGCGACUCGUGCACACGCACAAACUGGCUGGUUCGCAGCUUUUCUCAGAUCAAAGCCGCAUCACGAAUCACAAACGUUGCCUCCUGCGACUGGGACAAGUGUAGCAUUGCGUGGCCGUACUUGAGUACUUGAGUAGCUGAAGGCGAGCGCUUCGGGCAAGAUGAGCGGGCAGGACGGGGACGCGAUUGUCGACCCAAGGCAAGCGCCAGCCCUCCAAGGAGCACGGGACAAUGAGACAACACCACUGCUCAAUGGGCAGUCCAAGGCUGUCCCGGCAGAUGCUGAGAGACAAGCGCGCGACGGCGCCUCAGCGGACCAAGAGCAGACGGUGCUAGCCGACGACGUCACCGGCCCGCGGCUGUGGCUCAUUCUCAGCAGCGCUUACGUGGGCGUAUUCCUGGGAGCCAUCGACUCGACCAUCAUAGCGACCCUAUCGGCGCCCAUAUCAAGCGAGUUCAAGUCACUGAGCCUGCUCUCGUGGUUGGCCACCGCCUACCUGAUCGCCAAUGCUGCCUGCCAGCCCAUAUCGGGAAGGCUCACCGACAUAUUCGGCCGUGGCCCCGGGCUGGUGUUCAGCAAUGUCUUUUUCGCAGCGGGCAACCUCAUCUGUGGCCUGGCCCAGACCGACACCGCCAUGAUCAUCGGCCGGGUGGUUGCGGGCAUCGGAGGCGGCGGGCUCAUGUCAAUCGCGACGUUCCUGGGCUCCGACCUGGUCCCCCUGAGGAAAAGGGGCAUAGUCCAGGGCAUCGGCAACAUCUGUUACGGCUCUGGGGCCAUGCUGGGAGGUGUUUUCGGCGGCUUCGUGAACGACAACUCCUCAUGGGGGUGGCGGCUGGCCUUCCUGGUCCAGGUCCCCGUCAUUAUCGUGUCGGGCCUGCUCGUGUUCUUCCUGGUCAAGGUCCCACCGAAGGCGUCCAACAAGUCGUUCAUCUCCCGCAUCGACUUCCUUGGGGCCUUCUUGACCAUGGCGUUCCUGGUGGUCCUGCUGCUUGGCCUGAACGCGGGGGGAAACCUGGUCGCUUGGACAGAUCCCCUGGUGCUGACGACACUGCCGUUGGCAUUUGUCCUGCUCGUCGGCUUUGUAUGGUGGGAAAGCCGGGCAGCGCUGCCUAUCAUUCCAGUGCGCCUGCUUGUGAACCGGACCGUUUUCACGGCCUGCAUCACCAACCUCGUCUGCACAAUGGCAAAUACCGAACUGAUAUUCUAUAUACCACUCUAUCUGCAAGUCCUGGGCUACUCACCUACACAAUCCGGUUACAGGACAUUCUUCGCCUCCCUGGGUGUGUCGUUCAGCUCCAUCGGAUGCGGCCUGAUCAUGAAGAGGACUGGCCGGUACCUCGGUCUCGGGAUAAUUGUGCUGGUGUCCUUUGUGGCCGGCAACAUCAUGUUCUCGACCCUGGAUGCCACCAGUCCGAGCUGGGUGCCCUUUUUUGCCUUUGUGCUCACCGGCGCGGGCUACGGGGGCAUGCUCACGGUGACGCUACUGGCCUGCAUCGCCGCGGUCGACCACUCGCAACAGGCAGUUAUUACGUCGGCGACGUACGCGUUCAGGUCCGUUGGGGCGACGCUCGGUGUUACGAUCGCGUCUGCUGUGUACCAGAACAUCUUGAAGGCGCGGCUCUGGGACCGGUUCGGGGCGCUGCCGGGGGCGGCAGAAGAGAUCAAGAGGAUCAGAGAUGACCUUGGCGAGCUCAAACAUCUCCCGGAUGGCUGGAGAGACGGCGUCAUCGAAUCAUUCAUGGAGGCUUUCAGGGGAGUGUGGCUGACCGGUCUGGGCCUGGCAUUGGUGGGGUUGGUCUGCGUAUCGCUGAUGAGGCAGCAUACUUUGCACUCGAACCUGGCAAGGAGGGACAGCUAGGACCAUGGGGCGAGCAGAUAUGCUCGAGUGUUGAUGGGCCACUCUCGGGUGUUGUUGAUUUGCCUCUCACGACAGAGGUCCAAGGCCUCAUCUCUUGGACCUGCUGUUUUGAACCUUCUAAUGAGAUCUCAUCUUCCGACAAUCUUCCUCUCACAUAGCAAAGCCCCACAAGACCCAGGAUAUCCGCCUACUUGAUGACCGGAUGGAAGGUAGGUAUGGACUCUAUGAUCAGCUCUCCUAUGCUCUGAAAAUUGGCUGUGUGACGGUAGUGAUGUAUGUGAGACCGAUCUGUCUCACCCGGUUCCGUAGCAGAGCUUUCCACUUCCAUGCUCGUGUAUCUGUUCCCUCAAGCUCCUGUGAAGCAUCACCGCGACCUGGGCAAUAGCCAGAACCAGAGCCCGGGUAACAGGUUGGUGGCCACCCAGCACUGAGGUCAGUCAACCGGCUUACCUACCUAGGCAGCUAGGACAUUGCAGCCUGCUGUCUUGCUCAGUCCCUCCCGGCGUGCACCUUCUGGCAGGAUGGCCGUCCAAUUCGAAAUGACCGGGGCGUUACUGUGUGCUGAGGAGACAGACCAUGCGGUGCUGCAGCUCCCACAACCGCUGGACCCUCGCUGCAUGACGUGAUGCGGACUCGAGCUCGAACUGUGCAUCUAGAUGGAUGGAUGGCAUUUCCAGCGGCUGUCCAGGGGCUUUCUAGCGGCGUGACCCCUGCACGUGCCCUGUACCGUCGUCCGAUCCAUUGUGCUCGUGCUAAUGCAGGUGUCCCCUUAGGCCGACAUCCAGGUACCGACGUCUUGGUACGUACUGCAGGCAAACGGCCGGACAAUCAAAUUCCCAUCAAUCACGUCCCUCCUCAGCCCACGGCCGACAUUGUCAGACCUGACAGGCUGACAGACAGACACAGGCAGACCUGGCAGACAAGAACAGCCACACCUGGACAAGCCUGGAGUCGCCACGCCCGCCACGCCUGCCCGUCCAAUUCGCCGUGUGUUUCUCCUUCGC